AUGUCUCCUCACGCGCUAUCCAUAUUCACAGAAGAGGCCAAUGUCUCUGCAUUGAUGAAGAAGUACGCCAUUACACAGAACGGAUUUCUUCCUGCCGAUGCACCUGUCAAAGUCCUUACGGAUCCUUACUAUUUGCCGUGGGAAACAAUUGUUCAACACCUCCCAGAGCUUCUAAAGACUGGCAAGCUGCGGCGUGACGUCGACAGUCUUCCUCCUUUGUCGACGAAUAAGCUACGCAGUGAAGCUGAGUGGAGACGGGCUUAUGUGAUCUUGAUCUUCCUGGCACAUGCCUACAUUUGGGGCGGAGAACAGGCGCAAGAGAUUCUACCCCGAGCCGUUGCUGUCCCUCUCUUACGCGUUUCCGAACAUCUUGAAGUUCCGCCUGUCGCGACUUACGCAGGCCUGAAUUUGUGGAAUUUCCUUUCAACAAACAACGACUUCACCGACCUGGACUCUUUGGAAUCCCUGCACACAUUCACGGGCACAAAAGAUGAAGCUUGGUUCUACUUGGUUUCAGUAGCCAUGGAAGCCCAAGGUGCUCGAAUUAUGACCGAUAUGCUCGAUGCUCUGGAGUCCAUUAAAACAAGAAAUUACGAAACAAUCACGCGGGCAUUGGAAGCCCUGUCCGGAAACAUUCGAAAGAUCGGCGCUUUAUUAGAGCGGAUGUAUGAAAACUGCGAUCCCAUGGUUUUCUUCUACGAGAUUCGCCCGUUCUUGGCUGGUAGCAAGAACAUGGCAGCAGCGGGCCUACCGAAAGGUGUCUUCUACGACGAAGGCGAUGGUCAGGGUACCUGGCAGCAACUCCGUGGAGGAAGCAAUGGCCAAAGCUCUCUCAUCCAAUUUCUCGACAUUGUCCUGGGGGUUGAGCAUACAUCGGAGGGGAACAGCAACCCACAUGCCAGCAAAACCAAUCCCAGCCAAACAAAAAUGCCCGCAUUUCACGAAGAAGUCCGCAGUUAUAUGCCAGGGCCACACAAACGUUUUCUCGAACACGUUGCCCGCAUGGGUAGUAUCCGGGAGCUUGCGAAACUACCUGUUUCCAGUGUCAAGCAGGAAGACUUUUGCAAUGCAUACCAAGCUGCAAUCAAAACGAUGACGGAGUUCCGUAACAAGCAUUUGCAAAUUGUAACCCGCUACAUCGUGCUUCCUUCUAGAAAGAUGUACAGUGGUGCGAAAGUAGAUCUGGCAAGCGCAUCUUCAGUGAAGGACGAGCAACUCACUGGAACUGGUGGAACGGCAUUAAUGCCAUUUCUCAAGCAAACAAGGGACGAGACUCUGCAGGCGGGGCAGUUGGAAAAGGGACCGCGGAGGUGA
Colletotrichum orchidophilum is the source of this 1314-nucleotide messenger RNA. Its product is annotated as indoleamine 2,3-dioxygenase. The transcript has 2 exons. Gene Ontology annotation, biological process: 'de novo' NAD+ biosynthetic process from L-tryptophan. Gene Ontology annotation, cellular component: cytoplasm. NCBI's taxonomy places the organism in Eukaryota, Fungi, Ascomycota, Sordariomycetes, Glomerellales, Glomerellaceae. Bases 1 to 1314 code for a protein of 437 amino acids. Gene Ontology annotation, molecular function: metal ion binding; heme binding; indoleamine 2,3-dioxygenase activity. The record is from RefSeq and is a predicted model, not a curated record.